Adineta ricciae is the source of this 1002-nucleotide messenger RNA. NCBI's taxonomy places the organism in Eukaryota, Metazoa, Rotifera, Eurotatoria, Adinetida, Adinetidae. The record is from the annotation of a GenBank genome assembly.
AUGUGGUUUGAUAACAUUGAAAUGUUUCAAAAUAAUGUUUGUGAACAAUUAUCGAAUGAUGAAAAUUUAAAUAAAACAAUUUCAAUGAUAGAAUUAAUAACAAAAUUACAAAAAUUAGGUCGAUAUGAUACAAAUAUACAUAUUAAUGAUAUUUUUUCAUUAAUGUUUUAUCGUUAUGAAUGUAUUAAUCUUCGUACAUUCAAAAUAUCAAAUAUUAUUGAAGUAUCACAUACAAUUGAACCUUUAAUAGGCUUAUUACGUGAUCCAUUUAGUGUUUGUCCACAUUUAGAUCAAUCAUUAGUACCUUUAUCAAUUUAUAAUGCAGCUCAUUUACAAUCAAAACGAUUUAUUUUAUUAUCAGUAUCAGCACCAUAUUAUACACAUUCUUUAUUAUCAGAUUCAACACAUUUAAAUGAUAUACCUGAUGAUAAUAAGAUAUUACCAUGGAUGUAUCAACGAGAAUCAUUACAUGAGAAUAUACAAAAUCCAAAAAUAAUUCUUUUUGAUUUAGGUAGUUCAUAUUUUAGUGGAUGGAAUAAUGAUAAAACAGCUGCUGCUGGACAAUGGUUUUAUGAAUAUUAUAAACGUUUUAAUAUAAAAUUUGAUCGAAUUAUUGCAUUUGAAUAUUCUUUAUUAAAUCAAGAAAUUGUUUGGAAACAAUUACCUGAUGAUGUUUAUCCUAUUUAUACAUUUAUUAAUGUUGGUUUAAAAGAAAAUGGAAGAUUUAAUCCUUGGACAAUAUUAAAAACAAUAGCUCAACCAUUUGAUCAUAUUAUUGUUAAAUUAGAUAUUGAUACAACUCAUUUAGAAAAUAUUUUAAUUAAUCAAAUAUUAAUUGAUUCAACUAUUCAUUGUCUUAUUGAUGAACUUCUAUUUGAACAUCAUGUUAAUGUGAAAGAAAUGAUACCUUAUUGGGACGAUACAUCGAAUUCAUUAAAAGAUUCAUAUUUAUUAUUUACAAAAUUAAGACAACUUGGAAUCAGAGCACAUUCAUGGCCAUAA